AAGUUUUAAUACCAAGUUGCACCUGAAGGCCUCUCUCUCUCUCUCUCUCGCUCGCUCGCUCGCUCUCUCUGCUGCAUCCAUGGAUUCUUCUUCAGCACCCUGUAAUGGCCACUCCCAAGCACUCUCCAAGGAGAGAGAGUACUCCUCAUUUCGGACCACCCAGAAACACCCCUCCCUUCGCCAGACCCAGCUCCCAUCUCCUACCUCGUCCUUCUCAUCAUCUUCCUCCUCGUCCUUGUCUUCACCCGAUAAUUCACCCAAGACUCACCUUCAAUUUUCUCGCAUUCCAUUUUCUUGGGAAAAGUUGCCAGGAGUUCCCAAGAAACAAUUUUCUCGGAAAAAAGACCCUUCCCUGGAAGCACUCCUCCCACUGCCUCCCUCUGCCGGCCCCAACUCCUCCAAGAGAGUCACCAUGGGCGACAUAAUUCGAAUCCGAAGGAAAAAGCCCAACGAGAGCAUUAGAAGGGAUCCGUUCUUCGCGGCGUUUCUCGAGUGCUCCAAGGAUGACGAUGGUCGCGAAAGAAGCCUAGACCAUCUAUGGAAGGCGGCCGGUGUGUCACGGAGCUCAAGCGACUGGUUCGGAUUUGCCAGUCUGCCGUAUUCUUGCAAGAGGGCCUGCUCUGUUUCAGACUCAAUCAUGUAUAUUCCAAGAUCAAGCAAUAAUGCCGGCGAAGUAUGGCACCGGCGUUCUCACUGAACUUAAAAUUCACCAUAGUACUCGGCGAUCUAUGAAUCAAUCGACCGCCAACGUAUAGAUAAGUUGAGAGUUUAGUUUUUGUGCAUUUUAAUUUAAAACUAGCUACUUGUGCUUGGUGUUUGGGCAUUUUAGUUUUCUUUUUUUGGGUUUUGGUUUUGGGUGUUUGAUCUUUCUUUCCUGGCAGUAUAUGUGGCUGGCUGGGGUGUCAGAUCCAUGAUCACAUAUAAGAAUUUGUAUGAUAUAAUCGGAAAGGAGUCCGAGCUGCUUUAAUUUCUUUAUCUAAUAAUGAUGAAUAGAACUAUGGUGUUUUUAA
Malania oleifera is the source of this 1010-nucleotide messenger RNA. RefSeq lists its product as uncharacterized. Lineage: Eukaryota; Viridiplantae; Streptophyta; Magnoliopsida; Santalales; Ximeniaceae. The record is from RefSeq and is a predicted model, not a curated record. Bases 80 to 697 code for a protein of 205 amino acids. The transcript has a single exon.